Colletotrichum destructivum is the source of this 1385-nucleotide messenger RNA. Its product is annotated as Putative FMN-binding split barrel. The record is from RefSeq and is a predicted model, not a curated record. The transcript has a single exon. The coding region runs from base 551 to 1384 and encodes 277 amino acids. NCBI's taxonomy places the organism in Eukaryota, Fungi, Ascomycota, Sordariomycetes, Glomerellales, Glomerellaceae.
CUAACCCCGGGGCCACUUUCCAAGCGUCUCAUCCCAGGCAUCACAUGCCCCUUCUCCUCUGCGGAGUGUGCUGCUAAACCCAACUUGAGGUAACCUUCUGACCGACCAAGCCCGACAACGUCAGUCCACCGUUGCAAACCAAGCGUCCUUGCCGUUACGAAGCCCGACUCGUCGUGACUCUGACCCGGCGGAGCUGGUACUCUCUCCCGUAUUCCCUGGCAGAUCCAGUGAGAGACCUUGCCCGUCUUCUUCAACCAUCCCACCCACGACCGACAAAGUCUCCCUAAAGCAGACGUCUCCGCCGUGCUCGCACUCAAUAGCUCAUCCGCAUAUCUUGGCCCUCUUCUUAGCCUUCCGAGACCGCUUUCGCAUCACGAAAAGCUCGUACGAUCGAUCCCACCCAUAUCCGACCGCACAUCUCGACCGACCCAGCGCUUGCUACAAAACCUCGCACGCACCCGCUCUCAACUGUCCCGGGCAUCCCCUUUUUCUGCGCCCUCUGGUCUCUCCUCUGCACUUUUCUAGUCGUCCCAUCCCGUCCGAAACCACAAUGAAGGCCUCCGCUCUUCUCUCUGGCCUCGGCGCCACCGCGGCUACCGCCAUCCUCGAGCCUGGCAUGCCUCGACACCUCUUGUCGAACCCCUCCUCCUCCUCGGUCGAUACUAGUCGCAUCCCGACCUCAUACGAGUCCGCCGUCAUGGGCCGUCGCAUCCUUGCAAUGACCAAGCUGGCCGAGCUCUCGACCGUCUUCCCGGCCGGCGCGCACUCCGCCUCGGGCGGCGACCUCUCUGGCAUGCCCAUCGGCCUGAUGGACUACGUCGCCGACUGCGAGGAGGAGGGCAACCCGACGAUCCUGGCCAUUACCAUCGCCACGUCCUUCAAGAACGUCCGUGCUGGCUCCAACAUCUCCCUCUCUAUGCACUGGACCCCACCCUUCCCGCCCGCGAAGCGCAUCUCCCUCCUGUCCUCCCUCAAGAACAGGAUCUUCGGUAGCUUGGACGCCGGCGCGGCUGCUGCUCCUCCGGACACCGUCCCCUACUCUGCCGCCAACUUGCCGCGCUUCUCGCUGCUCGGCUACCUUGAGAAGAUCCCCGUCGACCCCGUCACCUCCCUCAAGCUCGCCCACUGCUUCGUUGACAAGCACCCGGACUCUAAGUACUGGCUCCCUGGCAGCCCUGUUCAUGAGUCUGAAUGGGUCCGCUUCGUCGUUACCUCCAUUUAUUGGGUCGGCGGCUUCGGCGACCGCGCUUACAUCGGCUGGAUCCCCGUCGAGGAGUGGCAGAAUGUCACUCGCGAGGAGUACGAGUCCAUUCAGCUCCCCGGCGAGAAGCGCGGCUGGAGGGAAUGGAGUGUCGACAGCUGGUUUGACAAUGGUGAUCUCUGAG